GCAUCCCGGCGCAUCCCGCGGGCCGCGCUGGAGCCGCCGCCCGCCGGCGGCUCUGCUCUGCCUCGUGAUCCCAUUCCCUGCGCUCGAAUCCCGCUCGGCGCUCCCGGCUGGCGCUGGGUUUGCGCUGGCGGAGGCAGGACCCUCCCGCAGCGGGCGGGGCGGCUCCCCCGGCGAGGAGAAGUGCGGGAGGAGGAGACGGGGACAGAGCCGGAGCGAGGACCAGUGCGAGGAACGGAACAAACGGGGGAGCGCCAGUAUGAAAUUCAUCUCUGCCUAUUAUUUGCUGCCUCUCUUUGCUGCGCUGGUCUUCGGCACUAGACAGGGCUAUGAAGAACUGGAAAGGCAGCUGAAAGAAGUCUUCAAGGAAAGGAGCAACAUACUCCACCAACUGUUAAAGACUUCUAAAGAACUUCAGGGAAUUAAAGUAAACCUUCAGUCUUUGAAAAACGACGAAGCAUCAACCAAAAGUGACGUACAGAAACUCCUAGAACUGGGAAUAAAGCAAAGGGAAGAAAUGAAAUCUCUCCAGGAAGCCUUUCAAAAGCAGCUUAAAGAGGCAACAGAGAAAGCAGAGAAGCAGCAGGCUACCAUUAACUUUUUGAAGACUGAAAUGGAAAGGAAGAGUAAAAUGAUCCGAGACCUCCAAAACGAGAACAAAAGCCUCAAAACCAAGCUCUUGUCAGGAAACAAGCUUUGUGGCAUUCAUGCAGAGGAGUCAAAAAAGAUCCAAGCCCAGCUGAAAGAGCUUCGUUAUGGGAAAAAGGAUUUGAUUUUUAAGGCACAGCAGCUAACAGAUCUGGAGCAAAAACUAGCAGUUGCAAAAGAUGAACUGGAAAAAGCAGCCCUUGACAAAGAGUCCCAGCUGAAAGCUCUGAAGGACACUGUGCAGCUCUGCCUGUCUUCUGUUCUGCACAAUCAACCCCUCCCUAUAAAUCUAAUCCCUUCACAACCAAGUGAGAAGCAGAAUUCCCCAGUUACAAAGGGCUCCAGAGCUCCAGUUCAAGUGACAAACACCAAGGUUCGUCGAAAUGUCUCAGCAGAGAAAGAGAAUUUUCCUGUGGCCUUGAAAAAGAAAGAAAAUCAGAGCACCCAGGAGUGUGAUUCUCAAAAUGUUGCCAAGACGUGUCUGGGGAAUCGCAGCAACUCGACAUCUCAUUUGAAGGCAGCAGAAACAGAGACAAGCCUUCAGAAGUUGCACAGCCUUCCACGGACUAAAUCCGAAGACAAAAAAUCACCUGGAAGAAAUGAGAAAAAAUCUGAAGAGUCUGUUAGUACAAAAGAAAAAAAACUCUGAACACUACUAACCUACAUUAAAAAUGCCAUUCACUUGCUUCCACCUUCCUGUUCCUUUUUAGUGCAAAGUCAUGAAAUAUUCCAGGUUUCUAAAGCAUGCAUUUUUCACUAUUUUAUGAAUGUUUGUCAAUUAGUCUAGAAUAGACCAAUUAGUACCUUCCAGCCAUAAUCCAAAACAGAUGUUUGAAGAAAUGCUUGAUAAUACAGUCCAGUUUUUGAACUCUUGUUCUACAGGAUCAGUAACUGCAUAGUUUCUUUGUAAACAACAGCCAAUCUCAAGUAUUUUCUCAGUCUGUCCUAUUUCAUGUACCUUUUUGGCAGAUUAGGUUUUUAAAUUAAGAUUAAGGGGCAGCUGGAGGGCGGGGGAGGGGAGAAAUACCUGUGUAGCCAUAGUUGAAGUACAACCCAUAAGUGCAACUGUAAAAAGGGAACUCUGGAUGGGGGUCCAUGUAUUACCUUUCAGUAAUACCAUUUCAAAUCUACUAAUUUAAACAAUAAAAGAUGUUUAUUUGGUU
Molecule: messenger RNA, 1808 nt
Organism: Pseudopipra pipra
Lineage: Eukaryota; Metazoa; Chordata; Aves; Passeriformes; Pipridae
Gene: LUZP2
Product: leucine zipper protein 2
Exons: 12
Coding region: 257-1294 (345 amino acids)
Source: RefSeq, a predicted model, not a curated record